Vitrella brassicaformis is the source of this 6040-nucleotide messenger RNA. The record is from the annotation of a GenBank genome assembly. NCBI's taxonomy places the organism in Eukaryota, Vitrellaceae.
GACAUACAUGAGUGCCGUUGAAUGUCACACAAUGCAUUUUCAGACAUGAAUGUCAGUCACAUGUAUGUAUCUCUCUUGUCUGUCUGUGAGAACAGACACGCAUCUACAGCGCAUGCAUCUGCAGCGCCAACUCGACUUGAAUGCACUCGUUGCGGCCAUUGCACGCUCCACCACACAGGCACAUCCACCAUGACACAUUGAUACACAAACACACACACACACACACACAGACAGUCGUCCCCAACUCCAUCCAUCCACUGCCCCUACGCCCCUCUCUCUCUCUUCUCUGUGUGUCGGUGAAGGCCUGGACAGCUCUCGCCAUCGGUCGGUCAGCCGAGCUACGGUUGCUAUGCUACAGAAGGAGUUAGUCAGCCAGUGGACGGAUUGGUGGGUGGGUGAGGGCACCAGCCAGCCUGCCAGCCUGCCUGCCUGCAAGGUCCCCAAACAGAGACAGGUGACCCCUCCCUCUACACACAGAUAGAUACGUACGUCAGCAAGGUAGAUAGGCGGCAAAAAUCCCAAAUGAACCGGAGUGAGGGAGUGAGCGAGUGAGUCGGUCAAAAUCGGUGCAAUGCAAUGCAAUGCAAUGCAAUGCCGCACACAAGACAACACAGCUUCUCGUCUGUACACAUGACCAAGUAUGUAUGUAUGUAUGUAAUACAGUCAGUCACGCGUGGGUCGGGUCGGCCAAAACCACCACUGUCUAUCCACAGGACAGGCACUAGGUCCCCCUCAGCGGGUCAGUCAGUCGAUGAAGACGAAUGGCAGGCACUCUCAUCCUCCUGUAGCUAGUAUGUAUGCCUCAAACACGUGCCAGCCACACCCAUUUAGUCAUUGUACACCCCUGCCCCCCCAGGCCCAACACGAUACCAGCGAGACGAAUGCCAAAAGAGACCCAGCACCCACCCACCCACCCACCCACCCUUACACAGAUAAACCAAUGUGCGAGCACUUCGCUGUCCCUCUCUGACCUUUCUCAUCUGAUCUGCAGCAAUCGUCCAUGUCAACCCACCGGUGACCCAGCCGGCCCGGCAAGAUACAUACAUAUUGCUAUCGACACCCUUAGAUUUCCCUCCGCCCACCCAUUCGUUCCAUCAGUCUGUCUUCUUAAGAGUGACUGUCUGCUAUCGGUCUGCAUCCGCGAGCACAAAGCUCGUCUGCUCCAGCACUUGCCGCCCUCCAGGGAGACUUGGUGACAACGCUGGCAGCCGCAUGCCGCUCCCUGCCUCGGCCGGGAACACAUCCGCUCCUCCACUCCUUCCCCACACACGCUCGGACAGGCCGAGGAUCAGCUGCCUCAGCGGCCGCCUCUCAGCUGUCGGUGUCUGUGAUAAUGCUGUGUCCUGUGCUGCUGGUGUCUGUGCUGAUGCGUCUGCCUUGAGGGAUCGCUGUGCGGUCCUGGGGGUGAGUACGGCCUGGUACUGGUCGUUGUUCUGCAGCAGCUUGAUGGCCGUGGCCACCAUGGGGUCGUACUGCAGGUUCUGGGAGAGGCGGAGGGUGUCGGGCAGAUACCUGCACACAGGGAGGGACAGAGGGAGGGAGGGACGCAUCAACACCAGGUGGGUGGCUGUCUGGAUCUGGAGGUGGUUGUGGUUGUGGUUGUGGUUGCGGGUGAUUGAUUACCUUUGUUUGAUGGCGUCUGCGAGGUCGAGUUUGAGUUCCUUUGCGUUGCGGACAAAGUCAUUCUUGAUCUCCUUGGCCAAGUCCUCCCUGCAGCCAGUCAGUCAAAGACGCCAUAUAUCAUAUGCUGUCCUGCCUGCCUGCACUGGGGCGUGUAUGUAUAUAUGUCUAUGUGACCUAAGUUGUUGUAUUCCCUUUUCGACCGCCUUUGUAUACGACUGGUCGCUGCGGUCCAACUCCUUCAGCAACGUACCUGCUCACACACAAGAGACACAGGGAGGCAGGCCGGAUCGGAUCCCCAUACACACACACACACAUGGGGUGAGGUGGUGUGCCUUGGCCGCGCUCUCUCACCUAGGUCGUUCAGUUGCGAUGCGUAGAGAGUGUCGAGUUUGAUCUUGCCGCUCUUGACGCGCUCCAACACCCACCUGUGACCAUAUAUGAAGACGCAGGGCAGGCAUAAUGGAAGGAUACUCGUCUGUCUGCAUGAUGUGUGUCCAUCCAUCGAGGGAUGUUUGUCGGGUAGGUACCCUUGGAAAGCGUCGUAGAUGUCGUCAAUCUGGCUGUCGAUCUCACCACGAUACUGCAAACAGUGCAGUGCAAUGGGCACAGAUAUGAUGCCUGUGUGAGAGUCUGUCCGGUGUGGUUCGUCUCCCACGCACCUGCCCACCCACCUCAUUGAAUUUGGACCACUCAGCCGCAUAGUCGAACAUAGCUCCCUGAUAGAUACACAAACACAGGACUCGGGAGGGACACACACGUGUGUCGGUGUUCCUUCCCAACCCACGCACCCACACAGACAAGAGGAAGAAGCGUUUGGGGGUACAUACCUGUGAGAUGAGUGUGAUCUCGAGAGGAGAGGUCUUGGGCAGGUUGACCUUUACGUCGGCCUCGAUGCCGCCACCGUCGCGCACGUACCGACCCCCACGCGUCUUGAACACCUUCCUCUCGCUCUCGGAUAUCUCGUCAGACAGAUACCUACACACACACACACACACAGAGAGAGAGAGAGAGAGAUGGACAUGAAUGAAAGCAUAUGCCCUGUGCAUCUGUCUGUCGACACACACAUGUGUGUCACACACCUGAGGUCGCUGUCGUCAGUUUUCCUCCGUCCGUUCCUCCGUGACUGUGGGUCGGUCGUCGAUGGCCCAUUAAUGGUCUCCUGCGGGGCCGUGGGUGUGCCCUGGGUGUCUUCGUUGGGGGUCGUGGUUGAGGCGUCGGCCAUGUUGACGCCGCCCUCCGAGUACUUGACGCUCUGGAUGCACCGACCGCUGGGCGUGUAAUACCUGCACGCAGGCAUGCAGAGAGGGGGGGAAGAAGGUGCGUGUUGCUCUCUCUCUCUUCUGCGAUGGCUGGCUGACUUUGCGACGGUAUAUUUGAGAGCGGUGUCGAAGGGAAGGGCCUCGACGUUCUGGACCAGACCCUUGCCGAACGUCCUGCAGCAGCCACACACACACGCAUGGCAUGUAUGGAUGGAUGGCGUGAUCCGCUUAGUUACUGGCUCACUCACCUUCCUGUGCCGACGAUGACGCCACAGUCCAGGUCCUGAAAAUGAGACGAAUGAAUGGGCUGGCCGGCCAUGCGACUACGUACGUGUGCCUGCCUGCCUGCCUGGGCAUCGAUCGCAUCGAUGUAUGUAUCUAUCCCCCACUGACCUACCUGUAUGGCGCCCGAUACAAUCUCAGCUGCAGAUGCGGUGGCUUCAUUCGUCAGAAGAACCAACUUGACGCUCGGGUCCAACACGGGCUCGGUCGUACUCCUGGUGGCUCACACCAUACACACACACGGAACGAUGAACCAACCUCGUGUGUGUGUGUGUGGGCGUGUUGUGUUGGUCGUUCUCACUCACUUGUAGGCCACUCGCACGAACGAUCGCCCCUGUGCGCUCACUAUCUCCGACCCCUAUGUGUGUCACAGAUACAUACAUACACGCAUCCAUCGACCCACUCAUUAACGUGUCAGUCCGUCUGUCUUUGUGUGUUUGUUGGCUGUGAGCUCACUUUGGGUACGAACAGUGAAGCGAUGUCGACGGCCGAGUUGAGGAGGCCGCCAGGGUUGCCCCGCAGGUCCAGCACCACCCCGUCCAGGCCGGCUCGCGGGGCGUUCUGCUGCAGCCAACGCAGCGCCACACGCAUCUCCUGCACCCACCCAACCAGGCCAGGCCAGGACACACACAAGGAACUCAGUCAACUCGGUGUCGCGUAUGUAUGUAUUGUGUGCAUGGAGGAGUGAGUGGACGGGGGGAUCGGUUUGUUGUGCAAUCCAAGCUGACGGCGAAUGAUGAGGCUGAGAAGCCACUGAGCUGGAUGUAACCUGCACACGCACGACACGACAGGCAGACAGACAGACAGACAGAGGGAUGGGCUGGGCUGGUGGUACUCCCUCGGUUGGUUAGUUACCGAUUCCAUCGUCUCUGCUGCCGAGAUAUUGGAAGAGCUUCACAUUAGGGACGCGGACCAGCCGACGCGUGAGCGUCACCUGAAGAAAGAAGGAUAGAUACAAACCAAAGCGUGGCGCACUCUCAUGCACACGAAGCGGAAUGGCAUGACGAUCCGUGCACUGAACUCCACUCACUGCCCGUCUGUCUUUCUUCUCACCGAUUGCAGUCCGUCGACGCCAUCCCUGAUGAAGGCCACGUUGACUUGCGAGUCAGGCGGGCCCCUUAGCAUGUUUUUGACUGCAGUGCACACACACCACAACCCCACCAACCCACCCAAAUCUCCUGUGGGCCCCGUCUGUUCAUACGUCCACCACCCCUCAUUCAUUCUACGAUAGAUACCUUCCUCAGGCGAGAGAUUAGCCACGGGUCUGCCCUCGACCUCCACCAGAUGGUCGCCCACCCUCAUGCCAGCGUCGAAGGCAUAGCCCUCGAACGCACCCAUGACUAUGAUGCCCGUCGGGUCCUUGCCGCGCUGCGGGAAGGAGGUUCGCUGGGAUGGGGAUGUUGGCGGGGAUGGGGAGGGUGGGGAGGGUGAGGGGGCGAUGCGUUGGGGGAUGGGCUCGGCCGACGCCGUGAAGGGGCGGAGGGUGGAGGCCAUCGGGCCGAUGCUGUCUGCCUUUGGCUUCUCGGCCUCGAGGAUGAGGUCGAUCUCCUUGGUGGCCGUGUCGAUCACCUGUAAGUGAAGGGAAUGGGCGAACAUGCCUCUUGUGUGUGUGUGUGUGCGGUUGGUGGUCGUACGUACCCUUUGUGGCGGGUUUCUGUCGACGGCAAUGACGAGACCCACACCGCCGUAGCGGCCUGCGACAUUCUCACGAAGAUCUGACGCUGCCUGCAAAUAAAAACCAAGGCCGAGGGAUACCGACAGAGUGACACAUUCCGUUCGGAUGGAUGGAUGGAGGCUGUGGUGUGGUGACCUGCAGGUUUUCAAACUCUGUGUAUGGGUCAAGGCUCCUCAGCAUGGCCGUCACGGCCGUGUUGAACAGCUUCUCAGUGUCGACCUUCUCAACGUAACCUGAAUGAACAAUCAUUAGGUACCAAACAACCAUAAUCACUCGACGCCACCCACCGCACGGCACGCACCCAAGUGUCUGGUGCCGCCCAGCCCACCUCUCUCCACAUCCGUCAGGAUGGUCUCGAAGAGCGCCACAGACCGUCUCACGGGCUCGUCGAUCAUCUGCACCGGCGCCAGCAGCAGCCCAAACGUCAAGAUGACUCCAGACACAGCCCCGCCCACAAAGGACCCGAUGCCGCCCCACGGCAGCGAGCGCACAUCAGGGGCAGGCACCGAAAGCGUCCGGUUCAUCACCUCCACUUGCAAGAGGGGGCGAGGGGGGGAGGGGGAGGGGGGAGGGGACACAGACACAGGGGGGGAGGACGCACCGCUCGUCUCGCCGUCCAGACCUAGCCGCUGCCUUAUCGAAGCGAGAGGAUCCGUCUGUGGGGGUGACGGCCUGGUUGUGGCUGGCUCGUCUUUCCUCUUGCCGAUCAGCCCAUCCAGCCAGUUGGUUGUCAAAGGCUCCUGUUGCUUGGUCUGUCUGGUGGGUGGCGGCCCGCCCUGGGUGGUGCCAGCCAGAUCCCUCAGCGAGUCGAUGAAAGACUGUGGCUGCCCGCCGCUCUUGUCCGUCGGCUCGGGCGCAUCCUUCUUGAACAGGGUGCGACGCGUAGACAGGCGAAUCCGCUGUGCGUGCUGCGGCCGGAAUGGCGUCGAGCCGAUGAAAGCCACGUCAGAUAGCGCCCCGCCGAGCGCUUCACUCGCAAGCCAGGCGACAGCGAUGAUCAGACGGAGGCAGGCAGAGCUGCCGGCAAGCCAGGAUGGAUCAUAGGAGGCGAGAAGAGCCAUCGUCAGAGCAGGAGCCGCUCAGCUGAUGAUGUCAGUGCUGUCGUGGAUCAUGCACUAACAGAGAGAUCUGCUUCGGCACGGAUCUCUGUGGCACAGACAAGCACACGCAUCGCAGAUACUCUGCACAGUGAUAGCUCCUG